AUGGAAAUACUUACUCUUUAUUUAUGCGUUAUACCAGCCUUCGUCACCGCAAUCACAAUAACAUCAAACGGCAACAGUCCUGAAAGUAAAAUGAAGAGAGGAUUGAGGAUGGAUAUACAAAAAGAUUUUGUUACCAUGGCGUUUUCAGAAUCUACCACUAAAACUGCAAGAGUCAAACCAACAAAUACCAGUCCCAAUUCUACAAAACUAUCUAUCAAUGAAAGAUAUAGGAGGCUGAUUCCGUACAUGACGUUCUAUUAUGCUAAUGAUUUAGCAAGACCGAACGCCGACAGCGUAAGAAACAUAGAAGUGCAAAAGGCAGAACUUAUCGAGACUGGCCACAGUGAGCCACGUGAACCGAAGAAAAUAGUUUAUUCAAAUAGAAAUAUUCCUAUAUAUGAAGGCAAUAGAUUAACUCAACACAAUAUUGCAUCAGCAAACCCAACAAAAGUAUUUUACCAGGGUGGUGUGCCUGUGUACCAAACUCCCAAUAAAGUGAUACAAAAUUUUCAUCCGUCAGAGUACUAUAUAAAUGAUUUUGAGCCAGGGCGAGUCGUACAAAAACUUUUAUCCAAAAAUCCGAAUGUGGUAUAUAUAUCACCGAUGAGAAAACCUUUUCUAAAUUUAUACAGUGACGAUACACCAAAUAUUAGAUAUUAUUUGUCAGAAAAAGACCAAUCACCUAAAUAUAGACUAGUGCCUUAUGAGCAAACACCGCCGUUUAAGAUACCUGAAAAUGAGAAAGUUUAUGACAUAACGAAAAAACCUGUAUCUGUAUUAAUACCUAAAGAGUUAACUUAUCUUAAGCCACCAAGACCUGCAAGUCCUCAUUACGUUUAUGAAGAGGUUAAUGUUCAACAACCGGUUUACAAGAAGCAACCUUUAAUCGUUUCAGAAAAUUACUAUGAAAAACAACUGCCAUAUUUAUCGGCACCACCGUUAAGACAAAAUGGAUUUCAACCCAUAUUCAAUUCGCCUAAAUAUCCUCAUGAAGAACCCAGGUAUAUAAUAACUUCGCCUGAAAAAAAUAUUUUUAAUUCUGGCAAUCAAAAAUAUCGCAUACAACCAGGGCCCGUAAUCACUAUUGACAAUUUAAGACCAAAGUUUUAUACCAAUAUUGUUGAACAUACCACAGUGCACCCUCCCCACAUGACAACUUCAAACCAAGUUCCACUGGCAUCGUUACUAAAUUCGCUACAGUUGAAUAAAUCAAUACCAAAACCAAUAACAAAAGAGAACGUCGGUGCAUCAAUAAGAACUCUACUACAGGUUUUAAAUGCUUUGAAGGCUGUGCCGCAAAACGACAUGGAACUGCCAGUUCUCAGUACACCGAAGCCAUUUGUGGCUGCUAAGGUUGUAGAAAUCGUUACUGAACCAGUUAUUGAUGCUCAGCGGAUUACUGAACAGCCGGAACUGAUAAGAGAUGAAGGUUUGCACGAUGAACCUUACCUUGCUCACGUAAGCCCUCCCUCUCAACAUUUGGACGAUCUAUCAUCUGGCGGUGGAACUAGUCAACAGUUUCCUUUGCCUGUGACCUCAGACGAUGAAGGUGGCACUCCCGGUCAACCGGGCAUCGAUUAUCCCAUUUUGACUGUUAUACCGCCUACUUCCUUCAACUGCAAGACGCAACGAUAUAAAGGCUUUUUCGCAGAUCCCGAGAGUCGUUGUCAGGUAUGGCAUUAUUGCGAUCUGAAUGGUGGACAAGCUUCAUUUCUAUGUCCGAAUGGUACAAUAUUCUCUCAGGCUGCCUUAACUUGCGAUUGGUGGUUCAACGUGCGCUGUAAUACUACAACGCAGCUGUAUGUACUAAACGAGAGCCUGUACAAAUAUAUUUUGCCGCACUCACCUAAGUUCCCUGAAGACUACAGUGGGCCUUUAGUGGAUAAAUACCUUACCCUAAAAUUCAAGGAAAUGGAAGAGCAAUUCAAGAAAAACAAAAACAAACAAUCAGUAUCAGAGAAAAUGGACUCAGGCGAAGAGGAAUCAGCAUCUGUCGAUGAUUCGACUGAGAAAGACAGUUCAAGUCAGGAUACUGGAAGCACUGAGAGAAGUGGAGAUGCAGUUGACACAGUCAAUGAACCUAGCGUAAUUUUGGAGUCACCUGGGACUAGUGGGAAUGUUGAAAGAUUACAAAAGUGA
Messenger RNA from Arctia plantaginis, 2139 nucleotides. Lineage: Eukaryota; Metazoa; Arthropoda; Insecta; Lepidoptera; Erebidae. The record is from the annotation of a GenBank genome assembly.